UGGUUUAAAAUUAUUUAUCAAGAAUAUAACCACUUCGUUAUUUGGUAGGUACAUACACCGUUUUAGCUUCCAAAUAUAUUCUGUAUAAAAUAAAGUUAAAAAUUUCACACGAUUACAGGAAAUUAAAAAUGUCAAAUAUGAUGAAUAAAAGGAAAACAGUAAGAUUUAUAUAUUAGUAAAGUGUAAUUAUAGUUGAAUAUGUGCACAGUAAUCGAUUGUAUUAAAUUUAAAAGCCCGCGCAAACGGAAUAACUAUCCAGCCAAUCAGUGACUCCGUUACAUUUUCAAACCUACGCCGGGACAUCUAUAUAUUUGCGUGUCCCCUGCUGUAUCCCCACCAUUCGGAUAGCAGCUCCCAGCGUUGCUUUGCGUCGGUCGACGGGUAACCAGCCGUGGGGUCACCAGAUAAAUUAUGUCAAACGGAGUAGUGUUACGAACGUGAACGAUUAACAAAAUUUGUGGUGUUCAUAGACGAAAGUAUUGUCAAGUGCGCGAUAUUAUACAGUUUCAAUGUGGUUUCUAUGGAACUCACCAAGUGACUGUCUCCAAUAGACUUCCGUUAAAUUAGUGUUACCUUUGAAUGAUCGUCCACGAACGUGUACACUCGUAUUGUCUUUUUGUACAAAUGCACGCAUCUGUACUUAUUUCUUCGAAAAAGUCAUGCUGACCCUACAACAUCAAUUGGAGCAGACGAGAUCGCCCGAAAAUGGGGUUGAAAAGACGUCGUAACAAAGCCGAGCAUCCACGAAGCGAUUAAUUCGAGUUAGCGUGAAGGUGUGCAGAAGAAAAUGAUGACUACCAUGGCCAGGUUGCCUUGCAAGCAAACUUCGCCUUCGCAGCAACCGCGGUUCAAUAAUUUUGGAAACAGCCGAAAUCCCUACUGGGAGAUGCAAACUAGGCAUCCUGCGCCUCCUUACGUCAGGAAUCAUCAUCGGCACACAGAUCACACAGGGAAGCGGAAGAGCGCGGUGGAGCUACUUCAGGAAACGAAGGCCUUGUACGUGAAGAGCGAGACUGUACUGGACCGGAAGCAGGAGCUGAAGAACAGCGGUCAUCUUCAGGUGUCGCAAUUGAAUGCAGCCAGUGCGCCACCCAGACUGCUGAGAAAAUGCGGUAAUACCUCGACCUGUUCCUUGCAACCGACGUCGCCGUCGCCGUCGCCGUCGCAGUUCCCACCUUCUUCGUUGACACCUCCUUGUUGCUGGGCAUCCUGCCACGAACAGGAUAAACCAGACGGGAUACUGAGUCCUCAACAAACACUGCCACCCGCGCUGCCACCCAAGAGUCCACGCCUGAUUCCAGUUCCGCAGAGGCGUACGAUUUCAGGGCCGCCGAGCAGCACCGGUGGAGAUCAGCUCCAGACGAAAUUACGUCGAUUAUUAAACACCGACAGCAAAGAGAACGUAUUCUUCCCAGACAGCAGCCCGACCCAGACUGUCGUGCAGUCGAACGGUGUUACUCAAGAAGAAAAAUUUCGCUAUUCUCCUGGAAGCUUGUCGCCAAAUUUUCGCGACGAAGAUCGUGGAAAGCAUUGUUUGCAGCAGGAUGCCCGGUUCAAGUUCGGCCGUAGCAACUCGCAUUCGCACACCUCUGGAAGGGCUGCGAGAAAGUCGACCAGUUCGCAAUCGGUGGAGAACACAGUCUGUCACAAAUCUUUGCCCGACCUGCAUACAAGCACGCGACGAAGAGCAUCUCUUUCGCCACGCGCAUCGACCAAUUCGUCCAAACCACCAGGACAUCAUCAAACAGCGAGCAAUUGCCCGGAUUGCGAAACUAGUUCCGAUUAUUCUGAGCACAGUUUUAAACGGGACGCGGUUUGCUAUCGCAGGUGCUUUAAUCAUCAUAACAUCUCCAGACACAUUAGACGUUCCUUCGGUUCAGGUGGUGGCGAUGCCAGCAGCGUAUUAUCCUCGGGUGGUCGAACACAAAAAUCAUCAGGUUCCAGCAAAUUGAGCCAUGGAGCAACAGCGAGAGAUUCAGGUGGUUCGUCGGGGCAUUGUACGCAUCGUAGCGAACCUCCUCCAGUGAUACAGGACUGUUGGAGUCAUAUACGCCGUGACAGUGGUGCAUCUACCCAACACUCGACGGAAAAGGAUCGUUCAAGAAGAGGUAGCUACGCUAACGGUACACCACCAUCCGUUGUAAGACACUACAGUCCUGACUCGGAGAGCAGCAACAGUCAAACGGAUUAUAGUCCGACGUGUAACUCAAGGUUUUCCGAUGGUUGGAAAGAAGGUCGUGGUCGACCAAUAUUGAGAUCGAAAUCAGACAUUAGUGAUCGCUAUUGGCGUCAAGAUAAUGGUCGAUCUAACAAAGUACCUGCCCGACCUCCUCGGUCAAUUACUCAGCUCGAGAGCUUCUUCGAUUGUUUGGGCCUCGAUUCGGAUAAUUUUCAACGUAUCACGGAGCCAGAUUCGAAGACGUCGUCUCCUGUAUUUUUUGAUAGCGUUAGCUCGGUUGAUUCAGCCCUUGGUCUUUACUCUUGGGCUGGGAACAAUCAAACAAAUCAGGGUAGUCAAUGGCAAAACAAUGAUUGUAGCGUUGGCAUGGGCAACGACGAUUGCAACCAAAGGGCCAGCGAUCCUCCAAGCAUCGUCGAGCGGAAUGCUCGAAUAAUCAAGUGGCUUUGUCAGUGUCGGAAAGUACAGUUUGGAUACAGUUAAACAACGAGUUUAGAGAAAUGACAAUCCAUUAUUUUUUCAUUUACAGUAGCAUGCGUUUGAAGAAUCAACGAAGGUAUACUGUUUCAUUUCUUUUUCUUAUCAUCUUGCCAACUGAUAGUCUUUACGCGUUGCAAGAAACCUUUUGCUUUACUUUUAAAUUCGCUGAAAGAUUCGUUUCUUGCUUUCCAUUUCCAGUUACUAGUGCUGCAACGAGCAGCAUCUUAAUUUAUAGUCCCUUUUCCUUUUUUCUUUUGUCUUUUUUCUUUUUUAUUUCAGAUGAACAUGUGCCAUCUACUUUUAUAUAACUUGUUAUUGCAUUCGCGUUGUGUCUUUGCUGUCGAAUUGUCACCGAAAGCAUAUUCGAUGUGACGUUCUAUUUUAAUCGACGCAUCCGCGUCAAAAAUUUGUACAUACAAUUAGUAGAAAGUAGAAAUUAUCGAAUAUUUUCAUACCUAUAGUCGUGUAGCUUUUUGCUUAUUCGAACAGUUUUCAUUUUACCGGAAAAAAUUUAUUGUCGUACGUUAAUUCUGUUAAAUUUACAACGAACCUGUGGUACGUAUUUUGUACCAUAGCUUUGUGGUUGAUUAGUUAAAGUUAUGUAUAAAAAUUAGGAAAUUUAUUGCAAUGUUUUGCAUUUGAAAAUUGUAAAUGAAUCGUUUUCAAAUUGGAUCGUUAUAGCAUUUAUAUUAAGCCUUUUGUACUAGAAACGGCAGAUUUAUUUUUUCUUACGCUUUCAUUUUCCAUGUUACACAUUUUAAUCAUUAAUUAAUGUUAUUUUCUAAUUAAAUAGGAAUUGACAGGAUGGCAUUAUGAUUGUAUCAAAAGACAGAUUUUUGUUGUCCAAUAGUGCAGAAUAAUUGCUGUGUUUUCAAUAGAGUUAUCAUAGUAGCAUUAGUUCAAACUCAUUAAUGUUUUUUC
Molecule: messenger RNA, 3580 nt
Organism: Osmia lignaria (orchard mason bee)
Lineage: Eukaryota; Metazoa; Arthropoda; Insecta; Hymenoptera; Megachilidae
Source: RefSeq, a predicted model, not a curated record